UGAACUUUUUCCGAACUAUUCAUUCAAUUUUAUUCACCAGAUUUUAAGUUAGUUAGAACUGUCUGGUAUGUAGCUGGCACUUAGAUUUUGUUGUAAGAUUUGAUAAUAGUUAAAUUUUGGAUAUUAUGUCGCAAAGAAGUCGUGUAAUAGAUUUAUAUAAAAAUCUUCUUCAUUUGGGUAAAGAUUGGCCCAAAGGAUAUAAUUUCUUUCGAGAAAGACUACACGCUGCUUUUUUAAAAAAUAAGGAUGAAAAGGACGCCGAGAAAAUUGAAAAAUUGAUUUCACAUGGAAAUUUCGUCAAGAAAGAAAUUGAAACAUUAUAUGUGUUGAAAAAAUACAGGACGCUUAAAAGACGAUAUUACGAUAAUAAUUAGAGUAUGGUAAAAGCUAACCUAGACUUGUUCAUAAAUAUAAAUAUAUAGAGUGUUCCAUUUUGACGUCACUUUGGUGGUUCUAUAAAACUUAUGUUUAAUUUGUGUCAUACACUUUAUAAUGAUAAUUUAAGGAGUUUCUUCAUGUUAGCCAGAACUUUUUGGGAUUCAAAAGGUUCGAAUUAUCCUUACGUCGGUUUGGAAUACACACAAUUAUCAUUACAUAGAAGUACUCAAAUAUCACCAUAAAGUUAAUCCGUGUACAAAUUAUAGCUUUUUCCAAAAUUCCUGUUGUUCAGGAAUCCAUACUAAUUCAAUAUACUUUUAAGGUUAGAAACAAUAUGGUCAUGGCUCAUUUUCUAUAUUUCAUAAAAGCUCUUUUCUUCUAUUGAUGUUAAUAGCAUAUAAUUUAGAUUUUAGACAUUUCCCAAUCUAACUUGGUGGUACUGCGGCAUUAUAACUACCUAUCAGACCAACGAUUAUACCAGAUUGCAUGUAUGGAAGUUUAUAUGAUUUGACCAGCUUUAUAUUGCUUGAAAUUGUUUUAUUUCAUCUUAUCGAUAGCGUGUUGGAUCACUUUAGACUUAAUUGAUUGUACAGAGUAUACGACUGCGUAUGGAAGGUCGAAAGUUAAGAAUAUCAUAAUAAUGAAAACGGCAGAUGCAUAUGUAGGCAAUCAAAAAACCAUGUUAAUGAAAAUCAACAAUCUCAGUGCUGUGUUUAGGAAAGCCUUACAAUAUGACAGCCGAAACUACAACGGUACUACUAUAAACGAAGAUUCCUCGGUGACUGAGAAGAAGUUUUGGACGGCGAUUAAAUCUAAAACUGUAGGAGAAUGACGAAGUGAGCAUAUUGAAAACCAAAUAUUAUUCUUACUAGUCAAAGUCAAAAUAUAUAGUCUCGUCCAAUUAGAAGAAAAUGAUUAUAGUUAUUUUUUUUAAACCAGAACUUACACUUUCCUAUACAUUUUACUUUCAAGCUUACAAAAUAUCACUGAUAUUACUUGCAGUUUAAAGACAAUUUUGGUACACAAUAUAAUACAAAUUUUUUUCGAUUGUUCUGAAGAGAAAUCGUAGUUGUUUUGAGAACAACGUGCUACAUUCACACGUCUUAUUUGCCACUCAGAAAGAAACACUGCUACUACCGAUAGAACUGUUAACAGAUGCUAUUGACACAGGAUUCAGAGUCAAACAUCAGGAUAUAUGAUCAAACAGAAGUAAUUGAACGAUAUUCAGAGCGAUUUAGACAUGUAUCAAUGAAGAUAACAUAAAAAAUAAGCGUCACGAAACACUCAAAAUAGAAGACCAUUAGAGUGAUCAUUGGACUUUGUUCUGUUGGCACGAAACUCCAAAUAUGGGGGGUGACAACGGACAACUAUUGCAAAGUAUACUGGAGAAGAGACGACCGAGCAUUUGUUCUGUCGGUGCCCUACCUUGAUGAAAAAAAGACGUCAAAUGCUGAGGGACGACACAAUAGGUUUUCUUCAAAACAUAGCAAAGUUAGAAAUACAAAAAGUAAAACACUUUAUUAUGGGUCGAAAAUGCUUAAAAAUAAACUAUAAAAGCUGAAAAAAUAGUAGGUGGUUAGCUAGUUAACGAAGUUUCCAAAUCGUCGAAAUUAAAGACAUAGAGAUUUGUUGAAACCACCAAAGUGAUGAUGAUAUAAGUCUAAGCCUUAAAAAAUAAAAUUUAAUUUAAUUAUGUAGCAAAAAAUAAAAUUUAUAUUCUCAACACUGUAUAUUUUCUUUGUUUCAUGGAUAUUUCUAGAUAUAAACCUCAGGUAGGUUCAAAAUAUUUUAUUAGUUAAAUUGUUAACCAUUAUGUUCUUAAAAAAUAUAAAUAAAUAUACGCGCAAAGAAUC
Messenger RNA from Diorhabda sublineata, 2231 nucleotides. RefSeq names its product electron transfer flavoprotein regulatory factor 1 (gene osi). The record is from RefSeq and is a predicted model, not a curated record. The transcript has 2 exons. Bases 126 to 374 code for a protein of 82 amino acids. Gene Ontology annotation, biological process: respiratory electron transport chain. Gene Ontology annotation, cellular component: mitochondrion. Lineage: Eukaryota; Metazoa; Arthropoda; Insecta; Coleoptera; Chrysomelidae.